AUGCGAUCUGAUGAUAUAGUAGGUGAUGAUCAAGGACAAGGUGAUGAGGGUGAGUUUGGCAAUGAUGCGGGAUUGGGGGAUGGUGAAAGAAUCGGUGAUAGAGGUGAAGAUUUUAAAGAAGAAUUGUUUCACUACGCAUUGGAUAAUAACUUCAACGUGAAGUACUCGAAGUGUGAAAGCACAAGAUAUUCAGUGCAUUGCGCAGAAACAGAUUGUUCAUGGAGAAUCUAUUGUUCUGUGCAUACUGCUUCGAACAAGUGGAUGAUCAAGAUAUUCCAUGAUAACCACAACCACCCGAAGAGGAGUCAUAUUGAGUUGUUGACUUCAACACGUAUAGCGCAACUUUUCGCAGAAGAUCUCAGGAGAAAGCCAUCUUUUUCAGCUAAAGAAAUACAAGAUCAGGUUAUGGGGCGGCACCAGGUGAUAGUCUCUCGUGUUCAGUGCUUCAAAGCUCGCAGAAUUGCUUUAAGGACACUGGUUCAAGAUCAGGGGGCUCAAUUCGCUAAGUUAUUGGAUUAUGAGGCAGAACUUCAUAGAUCUAAUCCGAACACAACCAUUGAAGUUGCUAACAGUGGUUUUCAUGAAGGUGAAUUUGGUGAACACAUGGACGGGUUGAAACGUUUUAAUUCAGCAGCAUACGAGGCAUUGAUUGCUACUAAUCUGAAGCAUUGGUCUCGAGAAUUCUUCCAGGAAGCGGCAAAAUGUGGAGAUAUUAACAACAACUUAAACGAGAGUUUCAACAGUCCAAUCAAAGAUGCUCGACUUCGUCCAGUAGUAGACAUGCUUGAGGAUAUUCGGAGAAAAACCAUGGGACGGAUUGCAAAAAGGUUGAGAGAUGCUAAUAAAUGUGUAACACAGUUUACUCCUCAUGCCAUGGAGGAAUUAGAGAAAUCUCGGAAGAAAAGUGGGUAUUGCAUGGUUAUUCCCAGCGGACAUGGGAAAUACGAGGUUAUGAAUCUCGGUACAAGUUAUUCCAUCGACCUUAGCAUGAAAAGUUGUGCAUGUCGAGAAUGGGAUGUAACCGGGAUCCCAUGUUGUCAUGCUUUAUCUGUCAUCAAUAAAAAACGAGAGAGUUUAUCGGCGUAA
Molecule: messenger RNA, 1086 nt
Organism: Tarenaya hassleriana
Lineage: Eukaryota; Viridiplantae; Streptophyta; Magnoliopsida; Brassicales; Cleomaceae
Exons: 3
Coding region: 1-1086 (361 amino acids)
Molecular function (GO): zinc ion binding
Source: RefSeq, a predicted model, not a curated record